This is a messenger RNA of Pelmatolapia mariae (spotted tilapia), 7248 nucleotides long. RefSeq names its product nucleotidyltransferase MB21D2. The transcript is spliced from 2 exons. The coding region runs from base 890 to 2152 and encodes 420 amino acids. Lineage: Eukaryota; Metazoa; Chordata; Actinopteri; Cichliformes; Cichlidae. The record is from RefSeq and is a predicted model, not a curated record.
AACGAGCAGCCCCCGAGCUGAGUUCAUCUGAUUUAUUUGAAACUGUUUCUGAGAGACGGACUGCGUGCGUCCAAACAACCGCAGCGCAGGAAUGCAGCCGACAGCCAGGAAGUGUGUGCGCCUCUUUUUUUAAACUCAGCAGAGCGGAAAACCCGUCCAGGCCGGCCCGGUCCGACCAAUGGGGCUGAACGCAGUGACCCAUCGGGGCUCACGCGGUCCGCUUCCAAACACGGCGAGCUUCAAAAAUAGACCUGACAUGAAAGGAACUGGAAAACAGGCGGGCCAAACAGGACCCGAUCCAGACUGAGCUGGACACAAACGAAGCAGACAUCGUUAAAAGCUUACUUUAACGUCAGCCUCGUCUGACAGCAAAAACCAGACUGGACGAAUCAGCAGAGCCGCCGGUCAACGUUAAAGAAUUAAAGAGCGAUUAAUGUCAGGACUUAAUUACAGCAGGGAGAAGCUCUUAAAUCGAUGUUAGUCGAACUUUAUCCAGAUACGAAUGUGUUGUUUUGAAAGGUUCCCUGAAAAAGGCUUGACAGGAGCAGUAAUGACUCUGUUAUCACAGAAUCUCGUCAGGAAAUCGCACAGUGAACAAAGGAUACCACCUGGACAAUCAUGAAGGAAAACUUGGUUUUAUUUUUCAGCUUCCGAUAAUGAGUUGCUUCUGACGUCCAUCUAUCUUGUAAGCAGACGUGCCCGGACCUCCCUGUCCUCAGCCACGACCUGCAGCUCAUCUGGAGGAAUGUUGAGUUGUUCCGCCAAUCAGUCAAGAGAUUGGAUCUCUGCAGUGCAUCCUGGGGGUUCCUCGGGGUCUCCUCCCAGGUCCACAUUCCUGAGGUCAGCCACAGCCAUCCUGGUCAGAUACUGAACCUGCUCAGCUGGCUGAAUGGUCCAGAAGUUGGACCAGAAGCUCCCGGUGGCCAACGAGUACCUCCUCCUGUCAGGAGGCGUUCGGGAGGGGGUGGUGGACAUGGACCUGGACGAGCUGAGCGUCUACGCCCGCGGCACAGACUACGACAUGGACUUCACCCUGCUGGUCCCUGCGCUCAAACUCCACGACCGCAACCAGCCGGUGACCCUGGACAUGAGACACUCGGCGCUGGGCCACUCCUGGCUCAGCCUCCGCCUCUUCGACGAAGGAACCAUCAACAAGUGGAAGGACUGCUGCACCAUCGUCGACCACAUCAACGGCACCACCAACUACUUCUUCUCCCCAACACUGGUGGCUGACUGGUUCUACCAGUCCAUCUCCCUGGUGCUGCUGGAGGUGCAGAAGAAGCCGCAGAGAGGAAUGCCAAGGGUGGAGAAGGUGGAGCGGAACGGCACCAUCAUCUCCGUCAUCCUGGGCGUCGGGAGCAGCCGGAUGCUCUACGACAUCGUCCCCGUGGUGUCGUUUAAAGGGUGGCCGGCUGUCGCUCAGAGCUGGCUGAUGGAGAAUCACUUCUGGGAUGGGAAGAUCACCGAGGAGGAGGUGAUCAGCGGCUUCUACCUCGUCCCCGCCUGCUCCCACAAAGGCCGCAAGGAGAACGAGUGGCGUCUGUCGUUCGCCCGCAGCGAGGUGCAGCUGAAGAAGUGCAUCUCGUCCAGCCUGAUGCAGGCGUACCAGGCCUGCAAAGCCAUCAUCAUCAAGCUGCUGUCCCGCCCCAAAGCCAUCAGCCCCUACCACCUCCGCAGCAUCAUGCUGUGGGCCUGCGACCGCCUCCCCGCCAACUACCUGACGCAGGACGACUUCUCCGCCCACUUCCUCCUGGGCCUGAUCGACGACCUGCAGCACUGCCUCGUCAACAAGAUGUGCCCCAACUAUUUCAUCCCUCAGUGCAACAUGCUGGAGCACCUGUCGGACGAGACGGCCAUGCUGCACGCCCGCAAACUCUCCUCCGUGCGCUCCGACCCAGCCGAGCACCUGCGCACCACCAUCGAGCACGCCAAGGCCGCCAACAGGCUGACGGUGGAACUGCAGUGGCGGGGCAGCACCAACAACCUGCCGUCGCCGCAGUCCGACGCCGGCGGAGAGAACCAGCCCGACGACCGGCUGGCCAAGAAGCUUCAGCAGCUCGUCACGGAGAAUCCGGGCAAAUCCAUCUCAGUCUUCAUCAACCCGGACGACGUCACGCGGCCGCACUUCCGCAUCGAUGACAAGUUCUUCUAAGACUGACCUCCUCCUCCCUCUCAGCCUUUCUCCUUCUCGCCUUGUCCCCACCUCCUCUGAAACUUUGUUUUUUUUAUUUUUUUAUGUUUCUCUGCCACAGAGUGAAGUGAGGUGAUCGUCUAGUCGUGUCUGCCACAAUUUUUUAUUUUUCUAUUCCCGUCCCCGCCCCCCUCCUCUUUCACUGUGUGCCCUGUGGUUUCUACCUGCUGAAUGCCUUUUACAGACAGCUGCACAGCAGCAGGUUGUUUUACAAAUGAAGGAAGAGAUGGAAGUCCACCUUCAGCCGGCUCUGCUGCUCCAGUGUUAGUAGUUUGUAGUUCAAUAUAAUUAUCAGGGAUCCUGGAAAUGAGACGAGUCCACCAACUCCUGAAAUCGUGACGUGUGUCUCACGCCGGACUCGCUGUUGUUUAAAUUUGGCGCUGAAGCUCUGACGGCAGAAACGAUGUGAAAGCGAGGAGCCGGGCUAAAAUCAGCUGCUUUGAUACGAAUGUGGGAAUUUCAGUGCUGGCGUGGCCAAAGCCUCAGUUUUUAUUUCAUUUUUACUUUUCUGUGAUAUAGUGAAGAACAAUCAAAGCAUGUCAUAAAUAAAUAAAUCCCAUUUCUGCAAAGACUCAGCAUUUCCACUGUUCACCUGUGCUCUUCAGGCCUUCUGCAGUUCUCAUGUUGGACACCAGCCGAAUGGCGAUCUGAUCCUGAGCUUUUCAGUUUGUGGACUCCAGCUGUUCCACCUGCUCCUUAAAGACCAGACAAACUAAAACUCCUCAAAGACGAAUUUCUCCCAACGAUUUAGGAGGAAUUUGGUGACAAUCUGUUUGUUUUCCAGCACGAUGAAGCUCCAAGUUACACGCCUCAAGUGAUUCCUAAGGCUCAGAGAUCAUCACAUUCAUAUUUGGAUCCGUGCAUGGAUCAUUGAUGAGGCAGGACUGGAUUUGUCCAGCAGAGAACUGCAGGAGUCAUGAAGGUCGGUCUAAAUGCUGAUCAGUGCAGAAAAACUGAAGCGAGCACGAAACAAACGUUUGGCUCGUCAGCUGCUCUUCACCUCCACGCGCUCGUUCCUCGCGAUGACACGAGUACGAGGUUUUCAUAAUUAUGAGCAAGUUACUCAAAAUAUCUAAUGACUCGUUUUCUUAUCCAAACCAAACAGCAAAUUUUUGCAGCAGCUCGGCGUCGAGCACGAUUUUAUCCCAAAAGCAUUUCAGAGCUCGCUGAUCGGACGGCGGACGCUUUCAGGAGCUGCGGACAGCCUGAAGUCUCACAUCGAGGAGCAAAAGCAGCAGAGCUCGGACGAAGGUGGAUUUUGUCCCUCUGAGGAAUGUCUUAGUCCCACCGCGGGACGACGAUGAUGAUGAUGGUACUAACGUCUUAGAAACUAACUGUAAAUAGGAACAAAGUGACUGAACUCUGAUGUGUGUAGGCAGAAGGAGGAAUAGACUGACGAUGGUUUGUGGACUACUUUUCGUCUGAUUUUGCACAGAAUGUAAAAAAAACAAACACCGCCGUGUUUCCUCUCGAUGGUGGACGCCGUGUCCUCCUCAUUGUCGAAUGACGAUAUAUCAUAUCAGUUGAUGGUGACACUUUACCGACGGGUGGUCGCAGUGCACGCUGUAGAUGUUCUCAUUAACCGGCAGAGCUGCAGUGAUUGUGAUUGGUCCAAAGACGCGGCUUCCCCUGAUGGAGUCGGACGGCUGAGCUGCCGGUUGGCGUUGCAUCUUGUUCGCGCUCGCAGGCUCACGUUCUGCUUCGCCGACAGACGCCCUGGAUCCCGUGUAGUUUGCAAUGUUUUCCCAGUUUUCCUCAUUUCAGUUUGUUUUGAUGAGCUUGAGCGUAGUCCAGAAUCCUUCCAGACAUUCCAGGGUCCAGAUCCAGACGGACGACGUAGCUCGUGGUCCUGAUGGAGGCGCGGUGGGUUUUGGGCCUGUGCGUGCGAGCGAGGCGUAACAGUUUGGGACUUGAAGCUCGCAGCAGCGUUUCUGUUUACUGCUCAGGUUGAUCUGCUGCACGGUGACCACAGUCAGUAACGUGUCACUUCCGGCUCGAUAUCACCGGCCUCGCUCGCCACUUCCUCUUUCUCCAUCUUGUUUGUUUUGAUCACUGUUUAAUAAGCUUCACUGUAACUUAGUUUCGAUCUUAUUUCUAACCUGACUGAUGUUUACUCCGCAGCUGCUUCUUUGUGUUUGGAUGUCGAGGGUUAGGCUCCCCUUCAGCGCCGCCAGCUCGCCACGUGAUCGUCAGCCUUUCAGAUCGCUCACAAAACAUUGGGACCAAAUCCCGAUUGGGACUUUUUACACUCCAACAGUAGGUGGAGGUUUGGUCUGAUGGAGCUCCAGGCUGGUUUCUGUUUCUGACACAGUUACUGUGCAGUAAGCUAAUGCUGUUUGGCUCCAGAAACCACCGAUUAUGUGGCGAGCCCCAGUUUGGAGCUCAGUCAGCUUGGCUGUGGGAUGUGUGUAAUGAGAUGGUGCUGUGAUGUCAUUACCACCACCUCUACAAGGGUUUUUUUUAGCAAUGUGAACUUCUGGAAGCCUACUGAGGGGCACAAAUCAUCACAGAUUUAGCCACAUGACCAUCAGACACUGUGGUGUCAUGUUUAUAUACAAGGAAAAGAAAAAUGUGCUCAGUUUCAUAUCAUCUCAGCUUCAGCCUCAGUGAAACUUAAAUAUUGAUUGCCGAGUCAGAGCGUGUGCUCAGCUCUGAUUGGACAGCUGAAGCGCGACUGCAGUUAUUGCAGUCAGCACUAAUGCGAGCAGCUCACUACAGCUUAAAAACACUAAAGCAGAUCUUUUUGAUCUCCUGACAUAAACGAGCAUCGGUGGCAUCUGCCGCCUUCAGGAUCCGACUGCGCGCUGACGUGUUUGAGCCGCAGCUGGUUGUGCUGAAGGUGAGUCGUCCCAGGUUUGUUUGUGUUUUUUUGUCAAAGUCUGAAACAUUUCCAGGAAAAUGCAAAAAACCAGAAAAAGAAUCUGCAGACGUCUGCAGACAAUGUGAUCUCCAUAUCCUCAUCCUCAAGUGCAAUUAGUGAACACAGAACAAGUACACACUUAUACAAACGCACAUAUACGUCAUGUAGCAUUAAGACACUGAAGUAAGUUAAAGCUGAACAGUACACUGCUCUGCCGACCCCACAGACCCGCACUGACACUCCCACUCAGAGGUUUUUCACACCAUCAAAGUGCCACACCACGCUCUCCUGCUCGGUGGAAAUGUAAUCAGUGUGUUCUUCUGAGCUCCGUGACUUUUGACCUUACUGCUUUCUCUAUUUGUUGAGAACCUUUUGACUGUGAGUUUUUAUUUUUCUGUACCUCGCUGCUCUGCUUUGUUAUGACGAUGGAUUUCUUUAUGCAACGUAGACGUGGGUGGGCGUAUCCCUUCAGAUGGCAGCUCCUCCCCAUGUGUGAACGUUCUUCGCUGGAUUUCACUGUACAGUAGAGUCACUAUAAAGUCUUUUAAGCUGAAUUUCUCUCUACGUCCUCAGUGAGUCUUUCUCAAAUUUAUAUCCAAAGUUCUAAAUAAAAUUAAACCUUAGUUUACAUUUCAUGAAAGGAAAAACAGUUAACUGAAGUUCUGUAUCAACUUCAGUUCUUAAUAAGUGUAACUGGCGUCUCGGUGUCAUCAGCAAAGUAAAUUAAACUGCAGAAUAUGAGCAUCAAACCUUGGAAAGGGUCUCGACUCCACAGAGUAAAUCAGGCUGUCAUCUGCACAGCGAUCGAUUCUGUUAAAGAGUGCGGCUGAGAAGAAAAACACUCCAGAAAUGAAUCUGGGGGAGCGCCACAGUCUGCAGUUUUAGGGAACAACAAGAAAAUUCAAGAUUUGGUCAACAAGGCCUCACAAUUGAACCCUGGAUUGUGCCACUUCAGUUGACUCAUUAGCUCAUGUGAUUUGUUUUACAAAAUUUGCAUUGUACAGAUUUAUUUAUUUAUUUUAAUUAUACUACAGUUAUAGAUUAGAAUAAAGACGAGAGGCCCCAGGAUCAAACAUCAGGGACCUGCUAUUGGAUUUGUGGUUGACAUUUAAGUUAAACAGGGAGCUGUUUAUUUAUUAGUAAAGUUUGUUGGACCAUAGAAGAAGAAGGAAAUGUCUUUAUCAUCUGCGUAGUUCUCAAAUAUGAGAGCCCAGAACUGAUUCUAAUUAAUAAAUAGAUCAAAUAGGCCGUAUAAUACUCCGAGAGAGGAGUACAUCUGUAAAUAACAGGGGCCCCAUAAUCGAGCCUUGACGUACUCCACCUUAAUCGACUUUGCUCCAUUUAUUUAAACACCAACACUGUGGGACGAGAGCAGAUUCACGAUCUCGCAUCGUACUGCAGAAUUGGGCUCAGGAAGUGCACAGGUUGAAUCGAACCCUGGGGAACAUCCCUGAGUAAGACCUUCAGAAAGAAGCCUCAGGUCUGCACAUUAUGUCACAGUUAUUACACACAGCAUGUGUGUGUGAUCAGUUUCCAGUACUGUUAGGUCACAACAUGAACAUCUGCUAUCGUGUGCCCAUUUUUUUUCCAUGUAUGGAUAGAAAACCUUUCUGUUGACCAAAGUUUAAAAUGUUGAGCGUAGAAAUGGUGAUUUAGUAUAAUCAUGCUAUUUAAUUCUUCUAUAUAAAGGUGAUAAUUUCUGGAUACAGAAUAAGGAGAUGCAGUGUUGUUUGCAGAUGAUGGCACACAUAAGGUAACGUGUGUGCUACAUUAAAGAUGCUCAGUCUCCUGAGAAUGAUGCGAAGCAGAAUAUGACGUCAUGCACGUGGUUGGUGCUGCAGGCCGUUAAAAUAAUGUAUUUAUGUUAAAAUGACAUCAUAAGUCACAUGGCCUCUGUGACACUUUAGACUCAGACACAUUUAAAAUCCAUCCAGACUAAAGGUUUCAAUCGGCCACUCAUCGUCUAAUUAACCCUCAGACCGGGUGAGCUGGUGGAUUCCUUCACUACAUCCUUUAAGCGGUUUCCUCUCUCGACCACCGGGGGGAGCAGUGAGAGGAAGCAGCUCGCUCUGUGUGAGCGGGUAUGAUGGAGGGAGCUGUCAUGUGAACGGAGGCUGUUUGUGCACACAGUGACUUUAUCUCCUGUAAUGUGGAACUACUGUUGUAAAUAGCACUUGAUAAAAUAACUCCUGUCUGA